Messenger RNA from Gekko japonicus, 1391 nucleotides. RefSeq names its product BRF2, RNA polymerase III transcription initiation factor 50 kDa subunit (gene BRF2). The transcript has 4 exons. NCBI's taxonomy places the organism in Eukaryota, Metazoa, Chordata, Lepidosauria, Squamata, Gekkonidae. Gene Ontology annotation, biological process: transcription preinitiation complex assembly; transcription initiation at RNA polymerase II promoter. The record is from RefSeq and is a predicted model, not a curated record. Gene Ontology annotation, molecular function: TBP-class protein binding; RNA polymerase II general transcription initiation factor activity. Bases 1 to 1242 code for a protein of 413 amino acids. Gene Ontology annotation, cellular component: nucleus; transcription preinitiation complex.
AUGUCAGGUCAAAGGAAGUGUCCAGACUGUGGCUCUUCAGAAAUAGUAGAGGAUUCUCACUAUGCACAGAACCAGCUGGUAUGUGCAGACUGUGGCUUCAUCCUGACUGAAGGACUCCUCACAACCACUUACACUGAUGAAGAGCAUUUGCAAGCGGUGACUUAUUCACGAAGUACUGGUCAAAAUGAACAGCUGAGCCGAUGUGUGCUAAGAGGGAUUGGGCGUGUUCGGGACCUCUGCAAAGUUCUUCACCUUCCCUCUCUGUUCGAAGACACAGCUGUGGCCUAUUACCAACAGGCAAUCAAACGCCCCUUCUUCCGCCUGGUCAGCUUGGAGAAGAAAGAGAUCCUGGUGGGCUGUUGCGUCUUCGUGACCUGCCGGCAGCACAACUGGCCCCUGACCAUGGGCUCCAUCUGCUUGCUGCUCUAUGCAGAAAAGGAACUGUUUGCCAAGACCUACUUGAGCUUCUUGAAGGAACUAGAACUAGAUGUACCAGCUCUGAGCUUGAUAGACCUGGUGAAAACUCACCUUGGCAGCUUUAAGCUAUUCCCGAACUCAUCCAGUGUCCCAAGCAAGUUUGUGGAGGACAAGGAAAAACUGGUGGCCAGGACAAUCCAGGUGGUGGAGCUUGCCAGUGAGACGUGGCUGGUGACCGGGCGGCACCCCAUCCCCAUAGUCACAGCGGCAGCCUACCUGGCUUGGCAGUCUCUGUGCCCUGCUGGUCGCCUCACUUGCACCCUUUCCCAGUUCUGCAAGCUUGCCGGAACGGACCUGCCGCCACCAGCUCCCCAGCGGCUGAAGGAACUUCAUAACAUCCUCCUCAGGAUGGCAUCCGAGCUCAGCUGGUUGCGAGUGCUCAAGGUGAACAAGAAGAGCGUGGCAAAACACAUGGCAGACAUUCUGCAGCACCGCCGCCUGCUCCUGCAAACUGCCUUCCGCACAGGGGACUUUGUGGGAGAUGACUCCGUGGGCGACUCAGCAGCAGCGCCACUACAGCCCGGAGAUAGAGACACAGAAGGGACCUCUCUUCCGGGAGAGAAGCGCAAGUGCAGCAGCGAGCGGCCCCCCUUGCUCCCACCCUGCCUCCUUAACCCCAGGAAGAAGUUGCGAGCAACCGUUUCCUGCUCAGAGCUCUCAGUCACUGGAGAUGAGCCCAUUCUGGACAGUGAAAUAGAGCAAUACCUUCGGACCCCAGAAGAAAAGGAGACAUUCAGCAAAGCCCAAGCCUGCCUGCGAUGCUGAAGCUGAAGGGAUUCAGGGAGGCGUGCAGCCACUGUGCUGAGGUCUUCCGGUCUGCAGCUUAGGGUUCCAGAGCUGUUUCCCUCCCAACUGCCUGGUUGUGGGGAAGUGGCCUUUAAACACCUCUCGCCCAGAAAGGACCAUGAGAACAA